Styela clava is the source of this 5328-nucleotide messenger RNA. RefSeq lists its product as uncharacterized. Lineage: Eukaryota; Metazoa; Chordata; Ascidiacea; Stolidobranchia; Styelidae. Gene Ontology annotation, cellular component: mitochondrion; cytoplasmic vesicle. Gene Ontology annotation, biological process: mitochondrion distribution; vesicle transport along microtubule; protein targeting. The record is from RefSeq and is a predicted model, not a curated record. Gene Ontology annotation, molecular function: myosin binding.
UCCUAUUUCAAUGUUCAGGGCAUCCUUUUUAUUUAAAUUGUGCACAAAGUUAUUGAUAAACUAAACAUGCAGUCUGAUAAAAUAUUUGUUCACAAUCGCAUCGGAUUACUCAGUGCGAUGAAUUUUAUUCAGUCGCCUAACUCUACUCGUUCUCGUGGUAGUACUACGACUACUGCGAGUACUAUUGCGGUUUCGCCGCGUUUACCUUCGCCUAUUUCGGACUUGGAAGAAGACAACGGAUAUAAGUCUUGGGAAAACGCAGGAAGAAGUGGAUCCACAGAAAGUGAAAGCGAUUUGCCGCCAAUUUCAUCUGGAAGGUCGUCUGCGAGUGAUGUAUUUAUGCCACCACCUACAAGUUCGGCUGUUUUGCGACGCAGAGUUGAAAAGAAUUUUGCAGCCACUCCGGUAUCAAAACCAAGAGCUGGAAGUGGAAACCCUUGGAUCACAAGCACUCCAUGCACAGAAAGUGCGGCCACAAGAACCAUGCAAAACAGAGGGCAAAAAUUACAAAUUCCAAACGAGAAAAAAUCAGUAAAUUCGUCGCUAAAUUGGGACUCGGUAGAUGAAGGACGUUCGUCGCAACAGUUAACACAAGAAGAUUGCUGUGAUCACGAACUGUGUGAAUGUCAGCCUCAGUUAAAAUUCAGUUUUGCCAUUAACUGCGAUGAAGGCAGUAGCGUGGUUCAUAGUACAUUUUCAGACGUUGAAAGUCUGUCAGAAGAAGAUUUAAAAUUUGAGGAAGACGAGAAAGUACUCAGCGGGGAUCGGUUGAGCCAAAUGACACGAACAUACCAUGAUAUUGAAGCAGUAACACAUUUAUUGGAAGAGAAGGAAAGAGAUUUGGAACUAGCAGCUCGUAUUGGACAAACUCUUUUGCAAAAGAAUAGGGAUAUUGUGCAUCGCAAUGAACAGCUUGAAGAGCAAUUAGCUGGAGCUUUAGAAGAGGUCUCACAGUUGCGCCAUGAAAUUAGUCUCAAAGAAGACUUGCUUCACACCUAUGCUGACGAUGAGACAGAUUCAAGUGGCGCUCCUUCCCCUGUCAAAGAACUCAAGAACUUUGGCCGAACAGGAAUGUAUAAUCAUAUUGAAAGCCUUCACAACAAGAUUCGUAAAUUAGAAUCUGAAAAUGGCGUACUCAAAGUUGAGAAAGUGCAAGCUCAGAGUGAAAACGAAGCAUUAGAAUCAGAAGAACAACAACUGGUUUCUGAUGCAGUGAAAGAACUAAAUGCUUUGAGAGAGGAACUAAGAGAGGCAAGAGAUAGUAACAAACUUCUUCAAGAAGAAUUGUUGCUAAGAAAUGAAGAAUCUGUUCGCCAACAAGAGGAAAUUACUAGGUUAUUGACACAAAUUGUUGACAUGCAAAGGAAACAGAAACAACUUGCUCUUGAAAAUGAAGAAUUACAACAACAUCUCACUGCUGCUAACAACACUCAAUAUGAACUUACAAGAGAGAUUCAAGCCCUAGAAGACAGAUAUCAGGAAGUUACAAAUAUGCUUGACGAGACUAGAGAAGAAGCUAGAAUACUCAGAGACAAUCCUGAACACUAUGGAAGAACUGUGCCUUUUAGUGACUCUCUUGCUGCUGAGUUAGAAUGCAGUGGAGGGAUGUCUGCCGAAAUGAAUUUCCAAGAUUUUCCUCAACCUAAUAGUUUCUAUAAUCCUUUGUCUGGUUCCAUUGAAUGGUCGUCUCCUCCUUCAAGUGUGGUUGAUGAAGAUAAUGAUAUUGAAAAUAUUUCUCCUGACACACGUGAGACUUUAAAAUUGUCAAGAUAUACGAGAUCUGAACCAAGAAUUAGAAGUAGGAGAGAUGAAACGUUUAGUCAAAGAGUUCUAAAUACAGCAAGAUUCGUCAACAACGUGAAAAACUUUUCGAUGAAUUCCAAAUUCCAGUAUACAACUCCUAAAAAGCAAGAUCGCCCUAUUCCAACUCCUCUUCCAAUACCUGGAUCAAAUAGGCUCCCAUGCUUUAUUCAUCAAGCUUCCCCAGAAAGUGGGCAAUCAUCUGGCAGCCGAUGCAUGUCAAGUACACCUCAUGACAAACACCGUCUUGCUAAUCGUUCGUCCAUUUAUCACAAUUACACCCAAAGUAUACAUGGUUGCGUUACCCCACUCAAAAAUGCAUCCUCUACCACCCCAUCUUCUGUUUCAAACACAAAAUCAUCCUCACUUCGCUUACAACUCGCAAAUAAAAAAUUAUUAGCCCAACAAAGUACAACUUUGCACAAUGCUCAAAAAAUUUCAGCCUUGUCUGAAUCCACCAAAUCCUCCCUUUCCCGUCACAACCGCUCCCUUUCUGCUUUGCCGAAUAAGGCCGAGGAGAUUUGCAAAAAGAGAGCUGAGAGAUCGUGGCAUGGAGAGUCUUUGGAGAGCUUGGCAGAGGAGAGUAGCCCAAAGCUGGGGUUGACAACCCCCAGCCUUGGACGUCCCGGUAUUCCAGGAACAGAAGAUUUGGAAAGAGCUAUCAGGAAAUUAGCUUUGAGAAGAGAGAAUGCAAGAUAUAUGGAACUUGACAGAAGGCUUGCUAUGAACGAUGAAUCAUUCAAUGAUCUUUGCGGAAGUGGAAACAACACACCCUGGUCAUCAAUGCCAUCUGGUGGACAAACUCCUCCACCAUCUUGUCCUAGCAGCCCUAAAGGAUCACGAAAAAAAUAUAGAUAUGGACCUGGGUCAUCACUGGCUCCUAAAUUGAGGAUUGUCAAACCACUUGAAGGAUCGGUGACAUUGAAUCAUUGGAAAUUUCUUGCUGAAAGAGAUCGUUUGCUGACGCUGCAACCAAGAUCAGACAUUCCAUCUGGAAUUAUCACUCGCGAGCGCGUAGCUGAGGCAUUAUCUCGAUCCCGUGACGGCAACUCUAGUAAUUCAUCAACAACAGAAUCUAAAACAUCAUCAAACGAAACUCCACUAAAAUCCUCAAUUAUAAAGAUGGCGUUUUCUGGAAAGAGUUCUGGGUCCCCUCUCUGCAUGACUACGGCCUUUCCUAUGCCAAUUUCAUCUUCUCCUACUCAAAAAGAAUCUGAAAGAAGUACAAAUGAUGAUGUGAAAGCACAACAAGCGUCAACUGUUCCAAUUAACAAAGCACCAGAGAUAUCACCAAUACGCCCGGGAAAACAGUUUCCGCUAACAUUGACUCAAUAUACUUAUAUAAAUAGUAGAGUUAUGAACCCUACACAUGAGUCUACAACUACUCCACUUUGUUCAACAUCGACUCAACAGUCAGUCUCUUCUUCUGUAUCUUCUCGAUCGUACUUAUCUUCCAUUCAUCCUUUCUUAUCCGGACAAACUAAGAAACAAGAUGUCAAUAAGCAACCGAACAAAUUCAUUGUUGAUAAUACGAGAACAUGUAGUAUGCAGUUAGGGCUCGCACAUCUUUUCAAGGAGCACAGUGUCAACGGUCUUCCACCUCCAGAAAUUGCACCAGCUACCAGUUCCAUAGUAACAUCAGAACUAGAAAAGAAUGGUGAUGUAGAGUCGCCACCCCUUCUCAGCAAUGGAGAAAAGUCAGCUUUCACUCUGACUUCAAAUGCUGAAACUCGAUCAUCUGCUGGACAUGUUGUUUGGAACAGGAGUUUACAAAGAACAUUUUUAUUGCCUUCUUCACUUCCUACUAGCAAUAUUCUCUUCAAUUUGAAUAGGAGAAGUGAUUCAAGAAAACCUGAAACACCUCCAAAUUCACCAUUAACUAAUGUACCAUCUUCUUCAUCUUUUCUACUCAAUGAAAUCAUUUCUGAAACAACUUCACCAACUCCAGAGGAACCUCAGAAAGAGGAAAAAUUGUUCAGUUCAAAUUUACUUUCAAAAUUGGCACAAAUUGGAUGGAUGGGAUUACAAGGUUUUGCUGGAAUGAAGACUUCAACGCCCACGUCUACCGCAAAGACCUCUCACACAAAUGCCUGCACUACUAUAUCAUCAACAAAAUUCUCAUCACCAAGAAACUCAAUAUCAAAAUGUGCCACUGCACCUGGAUCCUUACUUGCCAAGGAUUCGACAACACCAACUUCAACGAAAAAUUCAUCUCGACUCUCCUUGAAUAUUAAAACUCCGUCCACUGAUCAAGGCCUGCAGAUGUCGCCUGCUGUGACCGAUUGGGCCGAAUUGCAUGGCAGCAGUGGGGCUCUGAAUCUUCCAAAAGGACUAAAUGAUCCCGAGACCGACAUUUCGGACGGAUAUUUAGAUGAAGUUUCGGACCCACCGACGCCAAAAUCAGAUGACAAACAUAGUCUACCACAAACUUCGGACGCUAAAAAUUUGUCGACUGGUACGGACAACAGACCGGGACUGGAAUUCUUUUCUGAGAGCAACAGAUCAACGAGACCUAAAGUUACGAAGUUAUCCGGCACUAAAACGAAACGGAGAACUGCUAAAAAUAGUUCCAAAUUAUGAGAAUCCGAAUAGUAGAUUGUAUUACACCAUUAUAGGUAAUACUAGGCAAGUAUAUACCCUUGUUUAUUUUUCAUUUAUUUCUUCAUUACCAUUGCAUUUAUCGUGACUGUGUGCCCAAAUGCUUGCGCCCAAUACGUAAUAUUUUCUGUAAUAAUUUUACUAUAAUGCAUUAAUUGCUAUUAAUUAUUUCUGGUGUUUAUAAUUAUUACUAUCGCAGUAUAGAAUUUUCUAAGUUAUGUUCAUUCAAGUAUGAAUCAUGUUUAUAUUUUGAUAACCAUACACGACUCAUACUUGAUUGAGCAUGUAUAGAAAUUUCGGCAUGCUUUUCUAAAAAAUGAAACUGUGACCUGACGCUGCUACUAUUCUACUUGAAUAGUAAAUUAUAAAGUAUAAUCGUAUUUAUAAAUGUUGAUAUUAAUAAUAAUAAUAUUUUUAACAAAUGUUAUAUCUAAUCUAAAGUAAGUAUGUUCACCAUUGCGUUUUUGUUCACCAAUGCUUUUUUUUUCUGUACUAAUUUCUGCUCCGAAUGCUGCUUUUGUUGCAAUUUUUUUACAAUCAUUUGCCUGCGUGGAACUAAUUUUUAUUUUCGACUUCUUGUACCGACAGAAAGGAUUCAUGUUGUGCUGCACUGAGUAUGUUUAUACCGCUUCAUACUUGGUUCAAGUGUGGUUGUACCCAAAGGGACACACUAGAGGAAAUCUGGCCUUAACUUAGUGAUUAGAUUUUCAGCCAGCUUGAACCAGCACUGGAUACAGCUUUUAUAUAAUUGGUGUAAUAGUCACGACUCACUGCACAUGGUUUUUUGCUUUUAUUUAUUUAUUUAUCGACCGAAGUGUUUACCAACUGCUAUGUUUGUUUGCAUGCGUGUGGUUAUUUAUUAAAACCCUUUCUUUUUUUCUUGUCGAUUUUAUCAAUGUUCCACAUCAAUAAUAAAGUAUUUUUUAUCAA